This is a messenger RNA of Ichthyophthirius multifiliis, 1407 nucleotides long. RefSeq lists its product as hypothetical. The transcript has a single exon. Lineage: Eukaryota; Ciliophora; Oligohymenophorea; Hymenostomatida. Gene Ontology annotation, molecular function: phosphatase activity. The record is from RefSeq and is a predicted model, not a curated record. Gene Ontology annotation, biological process: dephosphorylation.
AUGAAAUAAUCAGAUUUAAAAUUAGUAAUCGAAGUGUUUAGACACGGUGCUAGGUAUCCUAUAUAUGAUGUAUAUGAUGCUCCUUAAUAAAUAUAUUAUUUAGGAUAAUUAACAUCUGUAGGUAUGCGUUAACAUUUUUAAUUAGGUUAAAUUCUUAGGUAAGAAUAUAUAAUCGAAAGGAAAUUUUUACCUUAAAAUUACGAUCAUAAUUAAUUAUAUGUUGUAUCAACAGAAUCUAAUAGGUUAAAAAUAAUUUAUAUAAUCAAUAUUUAUUUUUUAUAAAAAAAAAGAACAUUAAUGUCUGCGUAAUCCUAAUUAGCCGGAUUAUAUCCUUUAAAUUAUGGAUCAUAAAUAGAAAAUUCAAUAUUAAAAAGUCCAGAAUUAAUGAAAAAAAUAUUAACACCUCCAUUCGAAUCAAUAAUUUAGUAAAUAUAAGAUUAUAAAAAUUAUACUAAUUACGCACUUCCAUAAGGACAUUAACCUAUUCCAAUAAUUAUAAAUAAUAAAAUUUUGAAAGCUUAUACAACUUCUAAUUGCCCUUAAUAAAAAUAUUGGAUGUAAGAGAAUUCCAAAAGUGAUGAUUGGAAAAGAAUAAAAGGCCAUUUUUAAAAUAGUAUAGAUAAGUUUUGUAAAAUAUUAGGUUUAAAUAUUGAUUAAACAGGCUUUGAAGAAGUACAAUUAUAUUUGGACACAUUUAUUUCAGAUAAAUUCUAGAAUAGAAAAAUUGUAUAAUAAAUAGAAGAAGACUAAGAACUUUGGAAUGAUUUGAAUUUAAUUUAUACUAUUUUACCUCAUUUAUAAUUAUAUAAAAAACCUGAAUAAAAAAAGGCUGUUGUAACUCCUUUUUUUAAAUAAAUCAUAAAGAAUUUCGAAGAUAAUAUUAAAUAAAAAAGCACAUAUAAAUGGUAUAUGAAUUCUGCACAUGAUACUACUAUUGAAAUGAUUUCUUAAGGAUUAAAUUUAACAAGUUGGGAAUGUAUGGAAAAGGCUAAAUUAGGUAUUUUAGAAAAUAACUCUAUUUGUAUUUAUACUUAUCCAGGAUUUGCAUCAAACAUUAUAUUCGAAAUGUACGAAAGUUAGAAUUUAGAAAGGUUUAUUAUGGUUAGAUAUAAUGGAACUUAUUAAAGAAUAUGUGAUCAAACAAGUAUUUAUUGUAAUUAUGAUGUUUUUAAAGAUUAUUUAUUAAACUCGGUUGUUGAAGAUUAUGAUUAGGUUUGUGGAUUAAUCGAUAAAUAAAUUUAGGUUUAUAAAACACCGACUUCUACACUUAUUUUGUUGUAUUUUUUAGGACUUUUAUGUUUAGUAUUUUUAGCUUAUUCUAUUUAUUUAAGAAUUAGAAUAAGAGAAUAUCUAAAGAAUAAUAUGGAUAAAUAAAUUGAACAUAUUAAGUUUGAAGAUAUUACAUGA